CACCUCCCCCCUCUCUCCCUGGCUCGCCGUCAAGCUCCGCCACUGUUUAGAGCUCCAAGACUCUAUCUCUCGUGAAGAGUGCUAUAUAAAUACAAGUUGUUGUUGUGGGAGAAUAUCUGACUGACGUGAUUGCGGUAACUUAGGCCGACUUCACCAGGGAGACUCGGCUUUGGAGAUCCAGGUGUCAGUAUGUAACACACCGCAACAGCGCAUCAAGUGAAAACACACACAAAUAGUGAAUGAUACUCCCGUUUAAGAGGAAACACCACUGGUGAAAUGCGUGGGAGAAUAAACACACAAUUGAAACCAUAGAAUAUUAGAUCUACAUCUUCUUCAAGACACCCAUCCCCCUGGCACAAGUAUCUAUCCAGCAGCAUAAAGCGCUGGGAGAUUUUUUCCUGACAUGACACUAUAAAUGUCAAUUGUAUUGUAGAACGUUUUUGAUGUGACGUUCUGAGGAAAUGUCUACAAUGAAAGUCCUAUUAUUGAAAGAUCCCAAGGAUAGAGAAUCAGGACCCGAUCCGUACAUUCAAGAGUUUGCUUCACUUGGUCUCCAGGCAACUCUAAUUCCCACUCUGUCAUUUGAAUUUAUAUCACUAACAGAUUUAUCACAAAAGCUUUUCCACCCAGAAGCUUAUGCUGGCCUGAUAUUUACCAGUCCUAGAGCAGUUGAUGCUGUCAAGUUAUGUUUGGAUGAGAAAGAUUUCAGGGCAGCUUGGAAUAAUUCUUUAAAAGGACAAUGGAGCAUAAAAUCUAUCUAUGUUGUAGGAAAAUCUACCAGCUCUUUAGUUAAUGAAAUUGGGCUUGCAACACAAGGCGAAGAUUCUGGAAAUGCAGAAAAACUAGCUGAGUACAUCUGCAACAAAACAUCUUCAGAUUCUCUGCCUCUACUUUUUCCUUGUGGUUCAUUAAAGAGAGAAACACUUCCUAAAUGUCUGAAAGAAAAGGGUGUACCUUUGGAGGGCAUCACUGUUUAUCGCACAACUGAACAUCCUCUCAUCCAGCAGGCCUUGAGUAAUUAUUUUUCAAAACAGGGAAUCCCAGAAAGUAUUACCUUCUUCAGUCCUUCUGGUAUCAAGUUUUGCCUGAAUGUAAUUAAGCAGCUAUCAGGAGAACUUCUUGAUCAAAUCAAGUUUGCAGCCAUAGGACCCACGACAGCUGAUGCCAUGGUAGCAAGUGGACUGACUGUGAGCUGCACUGCUGGAAAGCCUACACCACAUGAUUUAGCAAUUAGUAUACGGAGCAUCCUCCAAUAACCGUGGAGCACACACUUACAAAGAGUUGCCCUUCGUUUAACAGACUAUUUGCUUGACGAUUGAUUGUCCUUUAGAAUUUUUUUUGUACUGCAAUUUAAGGCACAACACGUGAAGUGCAGAGCAGUUGCAUCCAAAAAUAAUUCUCUGGAGAAGUUAUUUGCACAUUAGCAGUAUCUUAAGAAAGCUAAAAACAACCCUGUUUUGGGAUGUUAAACAGUUUAGCAGCUUAGCUGUCGUCAAAUACAAAAAAAGCAACAAAAUUGAAAAUUGUCUUUGCACUGUUAGAGUUCCUCUAUAUUAAUCUAUACGCACCAAAGAUCUGUUUCACAGAAUCUUUAUAUUUUUGAUAUUGCAAACUUGAUGAAAACAAAAUGUCUGGAAGAGCUGCAAUAAUUAAGUGCUUAUUUACCGGACCACAAAAUGUACUAGCAGUUUGUGACCAGCAUGAAUAUUGAAUGACUGAGGUUAGAGAGAACUGCAAGGAAAUACUUUUAUACUGCCUCCCUGCGAUUUUGUGCGUUUAACUGAAUGUAAUAGCUAUUUGUUCAUUUGUCAUUUUUGAAUUUAAUUAAUCUACAGUGUCAGAUGUAAGCAUCCAUAUUCAGGAAAGGAUUCCUUCAUGAUGACUUUACUGCAUUAAGACACAGUGAAGAAAACUUUCCUCUGGAGUCUAAGCUAUCUAUGUAUUCUGGUGCGUCAUUUUAGGGAGGAACAGUAAAGAAUGAAAAAAAAUUGGUAUUUUGUUUUAGCACUUCCCAUUCCUCAUUGAUCUCCUGCUGGAAGUGAUAAUGCUAUAUCAAGUCUAAAUUGUAUUGUGGCAGCUUGGCACUGUCAAUAGUGCUUUUGUGGUAUCAUGUAUCAGAAGGUUGUGGCUUCAAUUCUCAUAGUAAAUUCUGAGCUCAUUGUCCAGUCUGACACACCAUUGGUGAGGUACAGUAUUACUGGACAACCAGUCUUUCAGGUGAGAUAUAAAACUGAGGUCCUGACUGCCUGUUUUCAGGUGGCUCAUCAUAGGGCUACCAAACAAAGUGAGCAGAAGUGUAAAGUGCUACCUUGUGGUGGCAGGGAUGCUUUUUUAUGAAGCAGAUUAUACAGAAGAAAGUGUAGCUAUUGUUAUUGAUAGAUCUAACCACCCAUAAGGGUCACAAAAGUGUAUUUGCUUACUUGUUGUUUGUCAUGAUGCUGAAAACACUCAGGUCAACUUGUCAACUAGCUGUGAAAUCUGAACUUCUGUUCAUUGCAAAUAAUUUAUUUACUUGUUGUAUGAGCUUUAUUUUAUUUGGUUUCCUCCUUGAAUUUCUCUCUUGCUUUCAUCUUUGUCCAUUUCGUAGGUUUUCAUUGGCCUUCUUUCUUCUUUUUUUCUUUAUUCUCAUCUACAGGUGGCAUUUAAAUAGAAUUUCAUCGAGUGUUACGGCACAGAUACACAGACAAAUUUACUGCUGUGGGUCUUUGAUAUGUCUACUGUCUUGGGUACACUGAAACAUUUUUAAAAAAUAUAUCUUUCCCUAAUUUUAACAGAUGAAGAAAACUUCUGACAUAUAAAAAAAAUUAAAAUAUCUACAAACCUAAGUUGUAAAGACAUGAAGGCUACUUGUAAAUCAAGUGUGUUGAGGACUUGACUUAUGUGCUUGACCUGGAAGUCACAGUAAACUGGUUUCAAAACACUUCAUCUUGGUCAAUGUUGGUGGAUAACUCUUAUAUUGUAGCUGUGAACCGUCCGAUUGUGUAUCUAAAAUGUAAACACUGUAGUGUAUUGUAUACUGAAGGAUGCAUUUUGCUAUGCGAGUAAAAUCUGUUUGUGAUUAAAGUGUGCUUCUCACAAAAUACAUUUCUAA
Molecule: messenger RNA, 3091 nt
Organism: Callorhinchus milii (elephant shark)
Lineage: Eukaryota; Metazoa; Chordata; Chondrichthyes; Chimaeriformes; Callorhinchidae
Gene: uros
Product: uroporphyrinogen III synthase
Exons: 10
Coding region: 462-1256 (264 amino acids)
Biological process (GO): uroporphyrinogen III biosynthetic process
Molecular function (GO): uroporphyrinogen-III synthase activity
Source: RefSeq, a predicted model, not a curated record